Molecule: messenger RNA, 1145 nt
Organism: Impatiens glandulifera
Lineage: Eukaryota; Viridiplantae; Streptophyta; Magnoliopsida; Ericales; Balsaminaceae
Product: reticulon-like protein B4
Exons: 5
Coding region: 152-913 (253 amino acids)
Source: RefSeq, a predicted model, not a curated record
GAAAUUGGAUAAAAUCGCGCCUAAUUCUACGUUUUCAGAAUCAUCGCCAUUUCAGUAAGAUAAACACUAGUUCUUGAGAUAGAUACGAACGAUUCUCUUCCUAUCACUUCCAUUUGUUCAUACAUACUUCGAUCUGUUGUUCUAGACCUCCAUGGCUGAUCACGACAUCCAGAAGGAAGACCCACUAUUGGACCAAAUCACUGACAAGUUUCACGACCAUGAUUCCUCCUCCUCCUCAUCAUCGGAUUCCGACAACGACGAAUCAUCAUCGUCACUCAAAUCUAAGGUUAAUCGUCUCUUUGGAAGGGAGAAACCACUUCACAAAGUCCUUGGCGGUGGUAAACCUGCUGAUGUUUUCCUAUGGAGGAACAAGAAGAUAUCUGGAGGAACCCUAGCUGUCGUCACUGUUAUAUGGGUUUUAUUCGAAUUGCUGGAGUAUCAUUUACUCACUCUUGUUUGCCAUGGUUUGAUAUUUGCUGUCGCUUCACUGUUCUUGUGGUCUAAUGCUACUGUUUUCAUUAACAAAUCUCCACCUACCAUUCCAGAGUUUCACAUCCCUGAGAAACCUAUUCUCGAAUUUGUCUCUGUUCUUAGGUUGCAGAUAAACGAGGGUAUUGCUCUCCUAAGGAAUAUUGCUUCUGGAAAAGAGUUCAAGAAGUUUCUUGUUGUAAUUUCUGGGUUGUGGGUCUUAUCUGUUAUCGGUGGCUAUUUCGAUUUGCUGACAUUGUUCUAUUUAGUGUUUGUUUUGCUUCAAACUGUACCUGUGGUGUACGAGAAAUACGAGGAUAAAGUGGAUGCAUUUGGGGAGAAGGCGUCGAUUGAGUUUAAGAAGCAAUAUGGAGUUUUUAAUGAGAAGGUUUUGAGUAAGAUUCCAAAGGGCUUCUCUAAAGGUAAAGGUAAGAAGGUUGCAUAAAUAAAGUGUUGUGUAUAAGUUGUGAACAUGGUGGUUGAAUUGUGUUUUCUAGGGUUUUGGCAUGUUUUAUAGAACUUGUGUAUGGUUUAAGUUAUAAAUAAUGGUUUUAUGGUCUUUGGAUUUGGAAUGUUGGAAGAAGAAUGGUUGAUGUUGAUUAGGUUUUGUUUGGGGUUUUCUCUUUUGAAUGUUGUAUAUUUUUACUUUGGAAUAAUAAUGUGCCAAUAAUGAAUGU